Molecule: messenger RNA, 2629 nt
Organism: Hipposideros armiger (great roundleaf bat)
Lineage: Eukaryota; Metazoa; Chordata; Mammalia; Chiroptera; Hipposideridae
Gene: CASQ2
Product: calsequestrin 2
Exons: 11
Coding region: 190-1431 (413 amino acids)
Biological process (GO): regulation of cardiac muscle contraction by regulation of the release of sequestered calcium ion
Cellular component (GO): Z disc; sarcoplasmic reticulum lumen
Molecular function (GO): calcium ion binding
Source: RefSeq, a predicted model, not a curated record
CCUCCGCUCUCUUCUCCUGAGCCCGUGACUACAGUAGCUCAACCCCCAAGAGGCAAAGAGUCAGUUUGGGGGGCCCAGGAAAGGCAGGAGAGUCAAAGUCAGCCUCCCUGCUCCCCUCCCAACAAGUCCCUUAAGAGUCUCCCCUCCUCAUUCCUGAACUUUGGAAAAGAAAACUCAAACGUUUCCCAGAUGAAGAGGACUCACCUGUUUGUCGUGGGGGUCUACCUGCUGUCCUCCUGCAGGGCUGAAGAGGGGUUAAACUUCCCCACGUACGAUGGCAAGGACCGCGUAGUGAGUCUCACUGACAAGAACUUUAAGCAGAUUUUGAAGAAAUACGACUUGCUCUGCCUCUACUACCACGAGCCUGUGUCUUCAGAUAAAGUCGCGCAGAAACAGUUCCAGCUAAAGGAAAUUGUGCUGGAGCUUGUGGCCCAGGUCCUGGAACACAAAGACAUAGGCUUUGUGAUGGUGGAUGCUAAGAAAGAAGCCAAGCUUGCCAAGAAACUGGGUUUUGAUGAAGAAGGAAGCUUGUAUGUUCUUAAGGGUGAUCGCACCAUUGAGUUUGAUGGCGAGUUUGCAGCUGAUGUCUUGGUGGAGUUUCUCUUGGAUCUCAUUGAAGACCCAGUGGAGAUCAUCAAUAACAAACUGGAAGUCCAGGCCUUUGAACGGAUUGAGGAUCAGAUCAAACUCAUUGGCUUUUUCAAGAGUGAGGAUUCAGAAUAUUACAAGUCUUUUGAAGAGGCAGCUGAACAAUUCCAGCCUUACAUCAAAUUUUUUGCUACCUUCGACAAAGGCGUUGCAAAGAAAUUGUCCUUGAAGAUGAACGAGGUGGACUUCUACGAGCCAUUUAUGGACGAGCCCACUGCCAUCCCUGACAAACCUUACACAGAAGAGGAGCUGGUGGAGUUUGUGAAGGAGCACCAAAGACCCACCCUACGUCGCCUACGACCAGAAGACAUGUUUGAAACAUGGGAAGAUGAUUUGAAUGGGAUCCACAUAGUGGCCUUUGCAGAGAGGAAUGACCCAGAUGGCUACGAGUUCCUGGAGAUCCUGAAACACGUGGCGCGUGACAACACCAACAACCCUGACCUGAGCAUCGUAUGGAUCGACCCGGAUGACUUUCCUCUGCUUAUUACCUAUUGGGAAAAGACUUUCAAGAUUGACCUGUUCAAGCCACAGAUUGGGGUGGUGAAUGUGACAGAUGCUGACAGUGUCUGGAUGCAGAUUCCAGAUGAUGAUGACCUGCCCACAGCUGAGGAGCUGGAAGACUGGAUUGAGGAUGUGCUUUCUGGAAAGAUAAACACUGAGGACGAUGACAAUGAAGAUGAAGACGAUGAAGAGGAUGAUGAGGACGAAGAUGAGGACGACGAUGACGACAGUGAUAAUUCCGAUGAGGAGGAUAACGAUGACAGUGACGAUGACGAGGAAUAGCCCCGACUCCACAUGGUUUUGAUGACAACAGAAUCACAGCUCCCCGCUUCCAUACAGACAGCACAAGGUGGCAGCAAGCAGCCCUGGCCCACACCCAGCCAGUGCCUCUCCCUUUUCCAGCAUCUCCUUCCCCGCUCCCUUCUCAUCAGGAGCUGUGCAAUUCAGCAAAUUCCUUUCUAAAUCCAGUCCACCCACUCAGCAAGGACAAGCAGGGAAUUAUUCCCGUGCUGACUGUCUUGAUUGUCACGGAAAAGCUCUUGUUCUUUGACCAUCCGCGGUCAUGGCAGAACCGGCAUCUGGCAGUCUGGGGAGAACUACCCUCUAACACCUCUAUUCAAGUUUACUUCUCACCUUUGACCAUGACAGUAACAGAAUUGAGAGCUUGCUAACUCACAAGCACGGAGUGACCUUGUUAUCAGAGCCCAGGGAAGACACACAAUUCAUUUAGCACCCAUGCCUAGGACAUCAGUUAGGAUCCCUCUUACAGAAGGUUCAGCCUUGGAAACAAGUUUAUAAAUCAGCUUCUCUUGGCUCUAUUAAACUUAUUAUUUUAAGUGUAGGUCAGACCAUUGUGAACUCAGAUCCAAGCCUCUGGAUGGCUAUUGAGAGCCUUGAAAUGCAUGUGUACAGAUGUCAUCAUCAUUUCUAGGGUGUUAAGAAACUGGGGUGGGAGGCUGAUGUGCUCCCCGAACUUCCCUUUAGGUGACAAGUCUCACAUAGACACAUGGGGGUUGGGGGGACUGGAAGGAUGAAAGGUUUUUCAUUUUUACUGAUGGGUUCAUGUCCCUGAUGGGUCAGCUGGCUAGCUAGCCUGAGCUGGGAUCUGGACACCCCUUUUUUGUCGCUGCUGGUAAGCCUUCCCAUUUAAAGUAAAGCUUGGUUUCUCCAGAGGUCAGUUAACUCUCUAGUUAUCAGCACCCUCAUAGCCGACCAGGACAACAAUAGUUAGGAGUUCAUAAUGAUGCUCUGAGGCACUAAAAAAUGUCCUCAAGUGCCUUCUGAACUAUCUAAAAGUUGUAUUGUGUUCGAUAGUGUUAGCGCUAAGUGUGCAUUACAAUGUUCUAAUUUAUUUUCUGUCUUUCAACAUGUGUAAGACACUGCAAGUUCUUUGAAAAUAGGGCAAUCCUUUUAUGGAAUAACAGCUUAUUAACUCUGUCAUUAAAGUCAUAUUUUGAAAAUAUUGAGACUACCUUGAAAA